Molecule: messenger RNA, 2340 nt
Organism: Aspergillus oryzae RIB40
Lineage: Eukaryota; Fungi; Ascomycota; Eurotiomycetes; Eurotiales; Aspergillaceae
Product: putative beta-glucosidase
Exons: 11
Coding region: 1-2340 (779 amino acids)
Biological process (GO): glucan catabolic process
Molecular function (GO): beta-glucosidase activity
Source: RefSeq, a predicted model, not a curated record
AUGGUUUCCGGUGUCUUUACGAAGGGGGUUCUGCUCCUGGGCCUCUUGUCGGGUCUGGCUCUUGGUCAAGAUGAGAAGCCUCGCUACAAGGACCCCAGUGUUCCAGUGGAGGAGCGCGUCACUGAUCUGCUGGGUCGUAUGACGCUCGAGGAGAAGAUGUCUCAAUUGAUUCAGGGCGACAUCACCAAUUGGAUGAAUGAGACUACUGGAGAAUUCAACCUCACGGGUUUGGAAUGGAGUACGAAAAUGAGGGGUGGAAUGUUCUACGUCGGAUAUCCGGUGCCUUGGGAUUACAUCGCAGACAAUGUCAAGAAAGCUCAGGACUAUAUUCUCCAAAACACGACUCUCGGGAUUCCCGCCAUUGUUCAGACAGAAUCUCUUCACGGAUUCCUCAUCGGUAAUGCAACGAUCUAUAACUCUCCCAUCGGGUUCGCAUGCUCGUUCAACCCGGAGCUUAUCGAGAAAAUGGCACGCCUCAUCGGUCAGGAGGCCUCAGCCCUUGGGGUUAACCACGUAAUGGGACCAGUGGUUGAUCUCGCCCGUGAAUUGCGAUUUGGAAGAGUCGAAGAGACGUACGGUGAAGACCCGUUCCUUGCAGGAGAAAUUGGAUACCACUAUACCAAGGGCAUCCAAAGCCACAAUAUCUCCGCCAACGUCAAGCACUUUGUGGGAUUCUCCCAACCCGAACAAGGUCUCAACACUGCACCUGUCCACGGAGGAGAGAGAUAUCUGCGCACGACUUGGUUGCCAUCAUUCAAGCGCGCCAUUAUGGAUGCCGGAGCGUGGAGUAUCAUGAGUGCGUACCACUCAUACGACGGUAUCCCCGCCGUAGCCGACUACCACACCCUCACCGAAAUCCUCCGCGAAGAAUGGGGCUACAAAUACUGGGUAACCAGUGACGCCGGCGCCAGCGACAGAGUCUGCACAGCCUUCAAACUCUGCCGCGCGGACCCCAUCGACAAGGAAGCCGUUACACUUGCCAUCCUCCCAGCCGGAAACGACGUCGAAAUGGGCGGUGGCUCAUACAACUUCGAAACGAUCAUCGACCUGGUCAAUGCCGGCAAGCUCGAUAUUGAAAUCGUCAACACGGCGGUAUCCCGUGUGCUCCGUGCGAAGUUCGAAAUGGGCCUCUUCGAGAACCCCUACAAUGCUGCUCCGGCGUCUGAGUGGAACAAGCUCAUCCAUACUCAGGAGGCUGUUGAUCUUGCCCGUGAGCUGGAUCGGGAGUCGAUUGUUCUGCUGGAGAAUCAUGAUAAUGCGCUUCCGUUGAAGAAGAGUGGUAGCAUCGCUGUUAUCGGGCCUAUGGCGCAUGGGUUUAUGAAUUAUGGAGACUACGUCGUCUACGAAAGCCAGUACCGCGGCGUGACCCCCUUGGACGGCAUCAAAGCCGCCGUCGGCGACAAGGCAACGAUCAACUACGCCCAGGGCUGCGAACGCUGGAGCAACGACCAAUCCGGCUUCGCCGAGGCAGUCGAAGCAGCCAAGAAGUCCGACGUAGCAGUCGUAGUCGUGGGUACCUGGUCUCGCGACCAGAAGGAGCUCUGGGCCGGUCUCAACGCAACAACCGGCGAACACGUCGACGUAAACAGCCUCAGCCUCGUCGGCGCCCAAGCCCCCCUCAUCAAAGCAAUCAUCGACACAGGCGUUCCCACCGUGGUCGUCCUCUCCAGCGGCAAGCCCAUCACAGAACCCUGGCUCUCGAACAACACCGCCGCACUCGUCCAGCAAUUCUACCCCUCCGAGCAAGGCGGAAAUGCCCUCGCCGACGUCCUCUUCGGCGACUAUAACCCCUCCGGAAAACUCUCCGUCAGCUUCCCGCACUCCGUUGGCGAUCUGCCCAUCUACUACGAUUAUCUGAACUCGGCGCGCGAGAUCGGUGAUGCUGGGUAUAUUUAUUCGAAUGGCACGCUGGAGUUCGGUCACCAGUAUGCGCUUGGCAAUCCCAAGGCGUGGUAUCCCUUCGGGUAUGGGAAGAGUUAUUCGAGCUUCGAGUAUGGGGCUGUGAAGCUUGAUAAGACGAAUGUGACGGAGGCGGAUACGGUUACUGUUAGUGUUGAUGUGAAGAAUACGGAUGCCACGAGGGAGGGCACGGAGGUUGUGCAGGUGUAUGUUGUUGAUGAGGUUGCGUCGGUUGUGGUGCCGAAUCGGUUGCUCAAGGGGUUCAAGAAGGUUGUUAUUCCUGCUGGGCAGACCAAGACGGUGGAGAUUCCGUUGAAGGUGCAGGAUUUGGGGCUGUGGAAUGUGCGCAUGAAGUAUGUUGUUGAGCCUGGGGCUUUUGGUGUGCUGGUGGGAAGUAGCUCGGAGGAUAUUCGGGGCAAUGCUACUUUCUAUGUGCAGUGA